CGGAGCGGGAGCGCGCGUGGUGUCCCCGCCGCAUGUGACGUAAAUAUUUUGUACAGGAGCGAUCCUUUUAGCAACAACCCUGUGGUGGCGUGGGAGACAGAAAGUCUGUGCAGCUAAUUUCACGAUCACUUGUGAACACAGUGGGCAGUGCCUUGGUCGAGCUGAAGGUUGAUUUCGAGAUGUCGGAGGAUAAUGACGAAACACAAACCGCAGAGGAGACGCCGGUUGAGGAGACGGAGUCAGAAGACAAGGUGAUCAGUCCAGAGAAGGCAGAAGAGGCUAAACUGAAGGCCAGGUACCCCAACUUGGGACAUAAGCCCGGAGGUUCUGAUUUGCUACGCAAACGUCUGCAGAAGGGGCAAAAAUACUUUGACUCUGGUGACUACAACAUGGCUAAAGCCAAGAUCAAGAACAAACAGUUGCCAACAGCUGCACCAGAGAAGACCGAGAUCACGGGAGACCACAUCCCCACCCCGCAGGACCUGCCCCAAAGGAAACCCUCUCUGGUGGCCAGUAAGCUGGCAGGCUGAUCCACAUGCAUCCUUACGGGCCCCUGCAGCACCUCAUGGCCCCAUAACCCCACUCCAUCCAAGUCUCAGAGCUGUAACAUUACCCACCCAUGCACCCCACCCUCACUCUUGCCACUCUCUCUGCUGCACCCCACCCUGGACUACCCUAACAGCCAGUCAAGUGGCUGGCUAAUGGCUUCUUAUCGUUUCUGUUUUUCUUUCAGCCUUUUCUGGUUCAGCCCCUGCUGUCUGCCCCACCUACUCAGCCCCAGGGACUUUUCCUUUUUCCUUCAUAUUUUUUCUUUUCUUCCAUGUAAGAUACAAUAAGAGUGUGUUGAAUGGUCUGUGAUGCCCCUUUGUACAGUAAGGCUACUGGUUUAGGAUGGGCAAGCAGCAGAAGCAACAACACACACAUUUGAAAGGUUUUAGCGUAAAGACAGGGUUCCUCAGAUGAUUGGAAGAGUUUAUGCCUGUAGCUGUAUGUGUGUGUAUAUAUAUAUAUAAAUAUAUUUGUCUUUGUUUGGCACAGGGAGGGGAGAGAAGUCAGCCUUUUUAGAACAUUUUACAUCUAAUUAGUGAAUUAUUGAUUUUGUCUGUAUGUUUGAGGAAUGAAACGCUCUAAUGCGAAGGGAAAUCUUGGUUUAACAUUUUCCUUCCUAAUAAAAGCAAACAUGUUCCGAUGGGAAUGUCAUAUUGAACUACAUGCAUGGAUUCCUUAAAGCAAACUUCACUGUUUCCUCUUGAUUUCAUCAGAAAAAAGGGCAGGUGUUCAGACAGAUGGCGAUAUGAUGGCGUGGUGUACAGAUGCACUCAGUUACAGGCCAAUGAUUCAUUCAUGACAUCUUGGAUCGUGUGUUCAUGUCAAGACUGAAAGAUGACGACGUUCAGAUUUGCACCACAUUUUUCAGGUGCAGUGCAGUCCUCUGCUGGGGUCACAGUUGUCACCAAUGAAUCAUUGUGCUCAAUGAAGGGGAAGCCGGUGGAGGGGGGUGUGAUACAUUAAAGGUAAAAUCCUGUAACUACAUGGGGGACCAGUUUGUGUCUGGUGUGGUGUGACAAUAAAAAAAUGUAUUAGGAACAAGUAAUGUAAUAAGUUUGGGAGGUAGGGGUUUGUAAUCAUAAGUUGCAGCUGUUUUAUCUUAAGUGUUCUCAGCUCUUUGUUAUGCUUUUAAAGCAUCAGUGAUGGGGAUGCGGGAGGUCGAUGCUAGGGUGACGUCUGUGUGAGCUCUGCAUGCAUAUGGCUGCCCUGCUGUCACCAUGUGCCAUUUUGUUUUUGUAAAUAAAAUAGUUUUGCACAAA
Messenger RNA from Girardinichthys multiradiatus, 1808 nucleotides. RefSeq names its product cAMP-regulated phosphoprotein 19-like. Gene Ontology annotation, cellular component: cytoplasm. Lineage: Eukaryota; Metazoa; Chordata; Actinopteri; Cyprinodontiformes; Goodeidae. Gene Ontology annotation, molecular function: protein phosphatase inhibitor activity. The transcript has 3 exons. Bases 180 to 530 code for a protein of 116 amino acids. The record is from RefSeq and is a predicted model, not a curated record.